CCACCAUCUGGUAUACGAUUGCAUAGCACUUUUGAGCUUCACUAUAAAUGCCCAGUGCUGCAGCGUAUGUAGUUUACUGUUUCCAGCCAUCUUCUCCAGCGACGUUCGAGUUCACCAACCGUAGCCAACAAAGAAGAAUUUAACUUGCAACCAAUACAAAGAUAUUUCAAGCAACAGCACAAAGAUGAAUAAUCAAGGGGCAAUUCAAUGUAAGGUGAAACUUGUCACCGAUGGCGAGCAGCAAGAAAUGCGACGCUUCCAACUGGACGAUUCGUCCUUCGCGAGUAACUUUGAUCUUUUCAAAGAGAAGUUGCGCGCUGUUUUCCCGCAACUUCGAGAUACCGGCUUCAAAGUCACCUGGACCGAUGGUGAAGGCGAUGUUAUAACAAUCGCUAAUGAUGAAGAUCUCCUCAUGGCAAUGAUGGAGAUGAACGGAUUGAAAGUGCUCCAAGUGCACAUCAGUGGGGAAACUAAAGAAGAUACUGAAGAAGACAACAUUCCCUUCAAUAUGUAUGGUUCAGUUAUCACUUGUGAUGUGUGCAACUGCCGAAUUACUCGCUAUCGCUACAAGUGCCUGCAAUGUCACGACUAUGACUUGUGCCAGAACUGCGAGCAAGCCGGGAAUCAUUCCCAGCACGCAAUGAUGCGUCUGGUUAACUUGGAGAUUCCCCGUGGUCUGCAUAAGAUGGUGAGCCACUGCACUCGUGCAGCCAGAAAGGCCGCUCAUCAUGCCGCCAGGGAAGCGCAUCACGCCGCCAGAGGUGCACAUCGUGCCGCCAGAUGCGGUUUUGACAUGGCCAAAUCCGCCGCCAGAGGUGAACCCGGCAGAUGUUCAUUUCGCCACAAUCGCCACGAUGAACGUAAACCUGGUCCCGGUGAACAGGCUGCAGAGAUUCCGGUGUUUGACACUACAGUUCUCUAUGACUUGGCAUCAUCUUUCCUGGGACCUUUUACUCAGGCCCAUGGAGGUGCCACAAACAAUGGUCCAGCUGCAGCCCAGCCUCAACAGCCAACUCAAACACCCAAUCAGGGAGCAACUCCUACUCAAGCAUCUGGUACCGCAACACCAACAGCCCAAACUGGCGCUACCCCAACCGCCAAUGCAGCCCCAACUCCAGCAGCUGCACCCGUUGAUGUAAUCGGAAACAUCCUCCGCGACGUAUUCUCCGCAAUCAAUGCCAACGUGGCCCAGGCUGCAAGUGGCGCAUCCACACCUGUUCCAACCCCAGCACCAACUCCUACAAACACCCCAGCCGCACCAGUGACCCGCGAUGAUGACGUUGUGAUCGUUGAUCCAACUCCCACAACUAAAGCUACUACAAAUUCAACACCUAUGGAUGUAGAGCAACCAGCUCAAGCUACUCAAACUGCUCCAAUCUAUCCAAAUGUUCCUCAGGGACCAGACGCAGGUUGGACUUUUGUCAGCCCUCCGGUUACCACCACUACCACCGCUGCGCAACCAUCAGCUCCAAUUGGAUUUGCUCCUCCUCUCAACCCGGAUGAGGUAAAGUACGCCAGCCAAUUGGGCCAGCUGCGUCGCAUGGGAUUCUCCGACAACAUUGACCUUGUAAGCUUGCUCAAGCGUUACAACGGCAACAUCGGACUUGUUGUUAAUCAUUUGUUUGCGAACAGCAACUAGACGCUAUAUAAGCACCCAAGCAAUAAUUUACUCUAUUAGUCUAUAUAUCUAUAUGGUGAUAGCAUUUCCUGGGUUAUUAUUACCACAUAAGUUAAAAAUGUAGCAACCUAGCGCACUGUAUUCGCGCCUUAUACAUUCGUAGGUUAGGAAUCUCUUGUACGAGUUGGCAAAUUAAUCAAAUAAAUCACAUUAUUUGGAA
This is a messenger RNA of Dalotia coriaria, 1838 nucleotides long. RefSeq names its product sequestosome-1. Gene Ontology annotation, biological process: mitophagy; aggrephagy; endosome organization. The transcript has 3 exons. Gene Ontology annotation, molecular function: K63-linked polyubiquitin modification-dependent protein binding; protein kinase C binding; zinc ion binding. The coding region runs from base 185 to 1639 and encodes 484 amino acids. Lineage: Eukaryota; Metazoa; Arthropoda; Insecta; Coleoptera; Staphylinidae. Gene Ontology annotation, cellular component: aggresome; amphisome. The record is from RefSeq and is a predicted model, not a curated record.